ACUCUUCAUUCUUUCUAUGGAUAUUUUCAUUAACUGCAGACUGUACGUUCAGUAUAUACGCCAAGCAUUGAUUAUUUGCAGAUAUUUUUUUGCGCAUUCAUAUCUACCCCUAAAUGAGUAUCUCUGCCGCUCUUUCUCCACGUGUGUCUGCGUGGGCUCGUCUUCAAAGUCGAUAAUCGAGAAUCCGUACCCAUUCGGAGAUAACCCUUCGUUUUCGCGAGCCUAUGGUUCGCUAUCUAGGACGGAUAUUCUUUGCGAAGGGUCUAUCGAGAAGCUAGGGACAACCUGGCGUUGGGCAAAAUGGUGACCUUCGUUCACUCAUCUCAAAACGACCGUUCCCAACAGGGCCUCGACUGGAGAGCAUCAUCGGCACGAAGCAGCAGUAAUCUAGGCGGAUACGGCUUCUCCUCGAAAGAUACCAGCGGAAACAGCAACGACAGCAGUGCGGGGCUAAGCAAAAUGAAUAGCUUCUUUGGUGGGAAGAAAAAUCGUGAUCUACCAGUGUACAAGGACAAGCCGUACUUCAAACCACGUCGCACAGGAUCGAAUCGAACCGCGUCUCGCGUCGUAUAUACGGUGGUGUCCUUUUUUAUGAUGGUGCUGUUGUAUGUGUUUUGGGGUAGUUGGGGGAGUCCUGUUGCGGUUGGUCCUGCGGGUGAAGCUGGAGAGAAUUUAUGGAAAUGGGUUCAGACUUUUGAUACGGAAGAUGAUGGCGUUUUAGCGAAAAAGAUCACCUGGGAGGAGAGGAGGCAGAAAGUGAAGGAUGUGUUUACUAUAAGCUGGGACUCAUAUGAGAAGUAUGGUUGGGGAUACGACGAGUACAAACCUGUAUCCAAGAAAGGCAGAAAUAUGGUUGAAGGUGGCAUGGGAUGGACUAUCGUUGAUGCUCUUGACACUAUGAUUCUUAUGAAUCUUACUUCCAGAGUGCAGCAUGCUCGGCAUUGGAUCCAUAACUCGUUACGGUACGAUCAGAAUCAUGACGUGAAUACGUUUGAGACGACGAUUCGUAUGCUUGGUGGCCUGUUAUCGGCGCAUUAUCUAUCGACAACCUAUCCCAACCUGGCACCAAUAACUGACGAUGACGUUGGAGCCCCCGGUGAAGAUCUUUAUAUCGAGAAAGCUACAGACUUGGCAGAUCGAUUGUUAGGCGCCUUUGAAUCUCCUUCCGGUGUUCCUUAUGCCAGUAUAAAUCUAAACACGUCUCACGGAAUCCCGUCACAUGCCGACGGUGGUGCAUCUUCUACGGCAGAAGCGACAACCGUGCAGCUGGAAUUCAAGUAUCUGGCUAAACUGACUGGCGAGGCAGAGUACUGGCAAACAGUGGAGCAUGUUAUGCAGGUUGUUGAUAACCAACAAGCAGAGGACGGACUCUUACCAAUCUUCAUCUAUGCGGAUAGCGGACAGUUCCGUGGUAAGAACAUUCGGCUGGGAAGCAGGGGUGACUCUUAUUACGAAUAUCUCAUUAAACAAUACCUGCAGACAUCCGAAGGAGAGCCCAUCUACAAGGAAAUGUGGGAUGAAGCCCUUACUGGGAUCAGUAAACAUUUGAUUACAUAUACCAAAAACGGGAAGUUUGCAGUUCUGGCUGAGAGACCAGACGGUCUUGAUCGAGCUCUGACACCAAAGAUGGAUCACCUCGUGUGCUUCAUGCCUGGCACGAUAGCUCUCGGAGCGACGCACGGUCAGUCGUUAUCCAGUGCAAGGCAAUCCUCAACAUGGAGUCAACGACAAGAUGAGGAAAUACUUCUUGCAAGGGAACUGAUGAAGACAUGUUGGGCUACAUAUCUGGCAACAGCAACUGGACUUGCGCCUGAAAUCACAUAUUUCAAAACCGAUACUCCGCCUCUGAUGUUGCCAGACGUAUACCCCGAUUCAGCUUUGCUGUCUACCCCCGGGAGCAACAAAGACAGUUCAUACACACCCAAAGAACUUGAUAUCAAAUCUGCUCCUUUGGAAGAUAGAGAUGCAUGGAUAUCCGAUAUUAAUAUCCAUGCCCAGGACACGCAUAACCUCCAACGACCAGAAACAGUCGAAUCUCUGCUAUACAUGUACCGCAUCACGGGUGACGAACAAUAUCGUGAAUGGGGCUGGCAAAUGUUCAAAUCCUUCGUCAAGCAUACAGCAGUUGUCGAAAAGGUGUUCCCGAGUGAUCACGAAGGAGAAAAUAGCCACCAACACGCCCUUAAUGAAAACAAUGACGAUGAUAACCACGCCUCCUACCGAAUAGUGGGAUUCACAUCCCUCUCCAAUGCCAACAUUGAUCCGCCCCUGAAACGAGAUAAUAUGGAAAGCUUCUGGAUGGCCGAGACAUUGAAGUAUUUCUAUCUCUUGUUCUCGGAUCGAGAUUUUAUCCCUUUGGAAGAUGUGGUGUUUAACACAGAGGCUCAUAUAUUCCCUCGAUUCAAGGUCGGCGGUGAUUUGAAGACUGGAUGGUCGAGGAACACUCGUGUGCAGUCAUCUACCUAGCUGACUUUUCAUCUGGAAUUUUGUAAAUAGCAUUGUACAAUGGUUCAUCUGUGUUUUGUUUGCAAUAUACCAUCUAUUCGUCCUAUCAUUUGAUGGCAUGGUUCCAACCUCCUAUUUCACGUGUGAAAUAUCUUUGUAAGAUCU
Talaromyces stipitatus ATCC 10500 is the source of this 2610-nucleotide messenger RNA. RefSeq names its product mannosyl-oligosaccharide alpha-1,2-mannosidase. Gene Ontology annotation, cellular component: membrane; endoplasmic reticulum. Bases 301 to 2466 code for a protein of 721 amino acids. Gene Ontology annotation, biological process: carbohydrate metabolic process; N-glycan processing. Lineage: Eukaryota; Fungi; Ascomycota; Eurotiomycetes; Eurotiales; Trichocomaceae. Gene Ontology annotation, molecular function: mannosyl-oligosaccharide 1,2-alpha-mannosidase activity; calcium ion binding. The record is from RefSeq and is a predicted model, not a curated record. The transcript is spliced from 4 exons.